GAGUUGUGCAUAUUACUAGCACCAUCUAUACCGGAGCGAUCUCUCAGUAUUGAGAAGAAAAUGUUAUCAACUCUUUGGGUUCUUGGAAAUCAAGAAAGUUAUAGAGGUGUAGCCGAUAGAUUCGGAAUCGGCAAAAGUUCUUUACAUUAUGUAGUAAUGACCGUUUGUCAAGCCCUUGUUGCAAAGCAAAGUGAUUAUAUUUGUUGGCCAAAGGGCAUUGAAGUGCAACAGAUAUGUGAAAGUUUUCGUCAGAAGACAGGAUUUCCAGGCGUAAUUGGUGCUGUUGAUGGAACCCACAUAUACAUACCUGGCCCAUCACACCACAGAAAUUCAUACAUAAAUCGAAAAGGGUUCCCCAGUAUCCAACUGCAGGCCGUAUGCGACAGCAAUCUGAGAUUCACGGAUGUUUACACUGGGUGGCCAGGCUCAGUUAAUGAUGCCAGAGUUUUUAAGAAUAGUCCAGUGCGCAACGUGCUGCAUAACGAACUACCACCUAACUUACAUCUACUUGGUGAUUCUGCGUAUGCAUUAUCAACGUAUGUUCUCACGCCAUAUAGAGAUAACGGACAUUUAAAUGCAGUAGAAAAACAGUUUAAUAAAUACCAUUCGUCCACACGUGUUGACAUCGAAAGGGCGUUCGUUUAA
Molecule: messenger RNA, 645 nt
Organism: Saccoglossus kowalevskii
Lineage: Eukaryota; Metazoa; Hemichordata; Enteropneusta; Harrimaniidae
Product: putative nuclease HARBI1-like
Source: RefSeq, a predicted model, not a curated record